Molecule: messenger RNA, 1103 nt
Organism: Trichomycterus rosablanca
Lineage: Eukaryota; Metazoa; Chordata; Actinopteri; Siluriformes; Trichomycteridae
Product: lysophosphatidic acid receptor 6
Exons: 1
Coding region: 1-969 (322 amino acids)
Biological process (GO): phospholipase C-activating G protein-coupled receptor signaling pathway; positive regulation of Rho protein signal transduction
Cellular component (GO): plasma membrane
Molecular function (GO): G protein-coupled receptor activity
Source: RefSeq, a predicted model, not a curated record
AUGUUUAAUAACGCAACAAAUGCAUCAUGGACGAACUGCACAGAACAGUCAAACACUGUUUAUGUUACAGUGUACACACUAGUCUUUAUAAUCGGGCUUAUUCUGAACUUAUUUGCACUUGUCAUUUUCUUUUGCCACACUAAGUCUCGCUCACACACCACUGUGUACAUGACCAACCUGGCAUUGGCGGACCUCAUUCUAGUUUGUGCUCUCCCAAUAAGGAUCUACAAAUACCUGGGAUUUGAAGUAAAACAACACAUCUGUGAAAUUUCUGGUCUCAUACUGUUAGCCAACAUGUACGGAAGCAUCCUACUUCUAACCUGCAUUAGCCUUGAUCGUUGCUUGGCGGUCUGUUUCCCGUUGUCAUCCCGAGUGCGUGAAGGCCGCAAAAAGGCACCACUAGUGUGCUUGGGGAUUUGGAUGUUAACAAUAGGUGCUAGCUUGCCUAUGUACCUGGCUAAAAAAACUAACAACAGCAUAAAACAAGACAACUGCUUUGGAAGUUUUCCACAAUAUGCUGUACAGACAACCGCACUUAUCUCCACCCUAACUGUAGGAUUCGGGAUGCCUCUGGUCAUUAUGGCCCUCAGUUCAUGUGGGCUUGUGCGUGCAAUCAGUAAGAGCACUGCUGCCCAGACACCUGACUUGGUUAACAGCCGCAGGAUCCACAGGAUGGUAAGCACCAACAUGGCCAUAUUUUUGGUCUGCUUUCUGCCAUAUCAUAUCUUGCUGAUGAUGUUGCACUUUUACAGAAACCAUAUUGAAAGUAUGCCAUGUGCAAUGUUAUAUGCCUACCGCUACAGUUUAAUGUUAGCUUGUCUAAAUGCCACCCUGGACCCACUGGCAUACUACUUCACCACAGAGACUUUUCGUAAAAAUGUCGACAUAGAUGCUGUUUGGAGAAUGUGGCCUUUGAACAAUUUAAGCUCAGAUGAAAACAGCCGUUCAAGAGCAGCACUCAAUACAUGAAGACACAAAUAGUCUUUCUGCUUGGAGAAAACUGAAAAACUAGUAAAAACUGCUGUCCACAAACAUGAUAACCGCCUCUGUAAUUUAGGAAAUGACUUUUCAUUUGCAUCUGUGUUAACAGAACUGUGAAGAAG